AUGCGACGACUGGAACAAGUUGUUAUACACAAGUUGAAUCUGCAUAAAGGUCGUCCGAGAUCAAAAAAGAAGUCACUGGAACCUAAUAACGAAGACGUAGGGCGUGCAAAGGGAACUGGUGAUAAAGGCGCAAAUAUUCCGCAGGGCAUGGAUACGAAAAAUUUGCAACAGCAGACAACAGAUGGCGCUACCGUUACUUCAGAACUUCCGAAUGUGCUGUUUCCACCGGAAGGACCGAAGGUACAGAAAGUCUUGCCGCCUUCAGAAGUCCCGGAUGUGCAGGAAAUGCUCCCACUCGCAAUUUCUGCCUGCAAAAGUGUACCGCUGAACUUAUCAUUGAAGUAUAUUCCCAAGCAGCUGGAUCGUAACGGUCAGAAGAAUGCCUACAAGUGGGUUGUACUCGUUAUGAGGAAAAUGCAUGAGUUGCUUGCGAAUAAGCCGGAGAACUGUACCACCGGAGAAAGAGCCCAUAAUGGAAUGGAAAUUACCGCCGGAGAAAGGGCCUGUAAUGGGCCUAAUAUCGAAGACGUAGGGCUUGCAAAGGGCACUCGUGAUAAAAGCGGAAAUAUCCCGCAGGGCAUGGAUACGAAAAAUUUGCAACAGCAGACAACAGAGGGCGCUGCCGUUACUUCAGAACUUCCGAAUGUGCUAUUCCUCCUUCCGGUGCAGUUUAUGGUACGGCGUUGGAAUAUUGUCUUGAACAACCUCGAUGAAACGCCACACGAUGCAAAUAUGGCGGAGCGGCUGCUCAAACUGCGAAGUGGCAUUUUGAAAUAUCUUACCAGUUUAGUGCCGAUAUAUCUAGAAAUCAAGGAAUCUGGUCGCCUCGACAUCAGCAAACUUACUCAGAAGAAUGACCAGUUGAGAGAGGAGAUGAUCAAUUGCAACUUGGGCGAGGCUGUUGCGAAUUGGGUCUUUUUUAAUCCAAAUUUGUCAGGAGAUUUCGAAGAUCAUCUGCAGUUUGAUGCGCCCACAGAUAGAGAAGCCGAUUCGUCUACAAAUGCAUAUUUACCGAUUAAAACGCAAAGUACACCACUACAGUUGCGAGUGCGCGAUUGUCUGGAUGUUAAGGGACCAUCCGGUUCAGCGGCUGGAGGAAGUUCUGGAGGAAGGCAGCAAGUCGUUCCAGGCAUUGUUCGACCUCCAUCACUGAUGUCGACACGGAAAUUAACAGGCAGCGUUUAA
Messenger RNA from Gongylonema pulchrum, 1185 nucleotides. NCBI's taxonomy places the organism in Eukaryota, Metazoa, Nematoda, Chromadorea, Rhabditida, Gongylonematidae. The record is from the annotation of a GenBank genome assembly.